AUGAAUUCUUCAACUGUUCAUUUUCUUGAUUUGCCUGAUGAAAUGCUUAUUGAAAUUUUCAAUAAACUUUCAACUGUCGAUGUACUCAAUUCAAUUUGGGGUGUUAAUCAACGACUCGGUCGAUUGGCACGUGAUGCCAGAUUUACGCAUUCUCUUGAUUUAACAACGAAACAAUCCUAUGAUGAACGAUGUUCCAUAUCGGAUGUUAUGCUAGAUCGAUUAUGUUCACACAUAUUACCUCAAAUUCAUGACAAAAUCAAAUCUCUUUUUGUUGAGCCGUCAUCAAUGCAACGGAUUCUUCGUGCGUGUGCUUAUCCUAAUCUUCAUCGAUUAACUUUGAGUUCAAUCGAAUCUAAAGAUUUUAUAAAGUAUUUAUCAGAUAAUUCACCUGUGUUACGUAUCUUUAAACAAAUUACAGAUCUUAAAAUCUCUACUAUUGAAUAUUACAACAAUCGAUCACAAAUACACUUGAAUACGAAAACGUUACACGUCUUUUUUCGAUCCUAUUCGUUGUUACCAGAAGAAUAUGCUUUACCAUUAACCAUGUGUUUGUCAUCGACUAUAAUUAAAUUAGAAGUUAAUGUACGUACAAUAGAUGAUUGUUUGCGUCUGCUUGAUGGACGUUUCAAUCAAACGAAAAUUUUAAACGUUAUUAUUGAUUCUAUUGAUACUCCAUUGUUGAACAUUAAUAGUCAGUAUAUUCUACCUAAUUUAACAACAUUCUUCUUGGCUACACGUAAUCCUACAGAAGAAUAUGAUAAUGCAAUAGUGCCAUUGCUUCGACGAAUGGAGAAUUUAGAAACACUCAUGCUAUUUCUUCUUGUUGGAAAUCGACCAAAAUUUAUUGAUGAUGUUCAUCUUAGUGAAGAAAUACUUAUUCAUAUGCCACGACUGGAAAAAUUUAUUUUUAAUAUCACAACAAUUGACGAUGUUGUCGAAAUCGACUACUGGCUGAAGACAGAUGAUAUUGAAGAGACAUGGAUUUUCAAUGAUGGUCUUCCUUAUUUUCAAUGUCGUAUUGAUAUUUUUAAGAAUGGUAUUGGCCGAUGUCGUCUCUGUUCAAUUCCAUUCAUUGAAUCAUCUUAA
Molecule: messenger RNA, 1086 nt
Organism: Rotaria socialis
Lineage: Eukaryota; Metazoa; Rotifera; Eurotatoria; Philodinida; Philodinidae
Source: the annotation of a GenBank genome assembly